Messenger RNA from Mugil cephalus (flathead mullet), 4041 nucleotides. RefSeq names its product WD repeat domain 44 (gene wdr44). The transcript has 20 exons. The record is from RefSeq and is a predicted model, not a curated record. Bases 481 to 3198 code for a protein of 905 amino acids. Gene Ontology annotation, molecular function: protein binding. Lineage: Eukaryota; Metazoa; Chordata; Actinopteri; Mugiliformes; Mugilidae.
UUGAAGCAGAAGAAGAGGGCGCCUGUGCCCCGCCCUUUGACUCUGCUCGCUGAGAUGUAUUAUUUUUCUGAUACUUUGUUUAUGACACGACUGCUAGCCUGACAGCUGAUCAAGUGCUGCUGUAAAAACGCGCUUUUUUCGGUGCGUGUUCAUGUUCGACACUGAGCUUCUGUGAACGUGAGGCAGACAGCUCGUUAGCAGUAGGCAGCAGUAGUUGCUCAGUGGUGCGUCCAGAGUGUAUGUGUUAGCCUAGGAGCCGCUUAGCAUAUUGGAACGUUAUGGCGUGACGUUGAACAGGAAAGUGUCUGUUGCUGACGACGCCUGGGUCAAGCCUUUGAAAUUGUACACUUAAUAUAGAGUUGGCACUAUAUUGCGAGACAAGCGCAUAUGCAUAGUACUUAAAUAAUUGGCAGGUUAGACUUUUCCACUGCUGCCUGGCGGCUAAUGUUGGAUUAGCUAGCGAGCUAACUUGACGUUAGCAUGGCGUCUGAUACAAGUGACACCGAGGAAUUCUAUGAUGCUCCAGAGGACGUUAAUUUCACUCCAUCUCCAAAAGUGUCACCUACAAAGUUUGUCAUUCCCUCUCCUAAGCUUUCACAGAGACCCGUAAAUGUAGUGCAAGAUGUGAGCUGUGGUGCAUCUGAGACUCAGCAAGAUGAUUCCCUACAGAUUAUUGACAGCAUCAUUGAGGAGAGUCAAAAGGGAAAUAGUGGUGAUGGUGAGGUGCUGUUAGAUCAGCUACAUGUUAAUGUAAGAGCGGAACCAGAGGAAGAGAAUAAUGCUGAGGGAGUUCCUGUGGAGCCAGCAGCAUCAGCUGUUGAACUUGUCGAGAAGUCGGAGGGACAACAAGAAAGUGUAGCAACAAAUGGAGAGUGUAAUAUACCUGUUCCUGAGUCUGAAGAGCUACCAGGGCCAUCAGCUGAGUCACAAGAAAGGAUUCAGCCACCAGACAUCACCAGCACCAUAACACAGAGUCAGCCUGAGGGGGCUUUUGCAGUGGCAGAAGGCAAGCAGGACCAGAGACCUGCAGACAUCUUAGAUCAAGUUUCGUUGACAGACAGGCCGGCUGACUCAGACUCCUCUGGGCCUUCAAAACCCCCACGACAAUUCACAGUGGAACCAGACAUUGUAGCCAGCACAAAGAAGCCUCCUCCUUCACGCCCACCUCCUCCGAGUGGAGGUCCUCCACCAAGACCUCCUCCACCUUCCUGGCAGGGCUUACCCUCCAAGAAAUCACAGGAGUGUCUGAGGCCAAGUGGACUGGAAGUGUCGACAGUCAGUCCAAUCAGUAGCGAACCCCUGGAGCCCUGUGGCCUGGUGUCUCCUAGCAGCACAGUGAGGAGUCUAACCAAAGAGCUACAGCAUUCCUUGGAUCUGGCCAGUGCCACCAGUGGGGACAAGGUGGUAACAGCCCAGGAAAAUGAGGAUGAACAGGCCUCAUCUCAGGGUGGAGGACAAACUCCAGGUCCUCAGCGUCCACGUUCCAACUCUGGUAGAGAAUUGACAGAUGAAGAAAUCUUGGCCAGUGUGAUGAUCAAGAAUUUAGACACAGGAGAAGAGAUUCCUCUUAUUCAGGCAGAGGAGAAGCUUCCUGCGGGCAUCAACCCUCUUACUCUGCACAUAAUGAGGAGGACCAAGGAAUACAUAACUAACGAUGCAGCACAGUCAGAUGAUGAUGACAAGCCUCAGGCUUCCAUGGGAGACACAGAUGGAGGAAAACUCAAACAGAAAACAACCCAGUUAAAAAAAUUCCUGGGCAAGUCUGUGAAGAAGGCCAAACAUCUGGCAGAGGAGUAUGGGGAGAAGGCCGUCAACAAAGUGAAAAGUGUGCGUGAUGAAGUGUUCCAUACAGAUCAGGACGAUCCAUCAUCAAGCGACGAUGAGGGCAUGCCUUACACCAGGCCUGCCAAGUUUAAGGCGGCACAUAGCUUCAAGGGUCCCUUUGACUUCGAUCAGAUAAAGGUUGUACAGGACCUGAGUGGAGAGCACAUGGGGGCCGUUUGGACAAUGAAGUUCUCUCAUUGUGGGAGACUGCUGGCUACUGCUGGCCAGGAUAAUGUGGUUCGCAUCUGGGUCUUAAAGACUGCCUUUGACUACUUCAAUAACAUGAGAUUGAAGUACAACACUGAAGGUCGAGUUUCACCUUCUCCUUCUCAGGAAAGUUUAUGCUCCUCUAAAUCUGACACGGAUCCCGGGGCAAGCUGUCUUGCAGAAGACCCAGACACUGAAGACCGAAAUGCCCCUUUCCGUCAAGUCCCCUUCUGCAAGUACAAGGGUCAUACAGCUGAUCUGUUGGACUUAUCCUGGUCCAAGAACUUUUUCCUGCUCUCUUCUUCCAUGGAUAAAACAGUCCGAUUAUGGCACAUAUCCAGGAGGGAGUGUCUUUGUUGCUUUCAGCACAUCGAUUUUGUCACAGCCAUUGCUUUCCAUCCCAGAGAUGACAGAUACUUUUUAAGCGGCUCUCUGGAUGGAAAGCUACGGCUCUGGAACAUUCCAGACAAGAAGGUGGCCCUGUGGAACGAGGUGGACGGCCAGACACGGCUCAUCACUGCUGCCAACUUCUGCCAAAAUGGGAAGUAUGCCGUUAUUGGCACCUAUGAUGGUCGUUGCAUCUUCUAUGACACAGAGCGUCUGAAAUACCACACUCAAAUUCAUGUGAGGUCCACCAGAGGUAGAAACAAAGUUGGACGAAAAAUAACUGGCAUUGAACCUCUGCCUGGAGAGAAUAAGAUUCUAGUGACAUCAAAUGAUUCCCGCAUUCGCCUUUAUGACCUGAGGGACUUGUCUCUAUCCAUGAAAUACAAGGGUUAUGUCAACAGCAGCAGCCAGAUCAAGGCAAGCUUCAGUCAUGACUAUUCCUUCAUAGUGAGCGGCUCAGAAGAUAAGUAUGUGUACAUCUGGAGCACUUACCACGACCUGAGCAAAUUCACAUCUGUAAGACGGGACCGCAAUGAUUUCUGGGAAGGGAUUAAAGCACACAAUGCAGUGGUCACCUCAGCCAUUUUUGCGCCACACCCAGGUCUUAUUGUUCCACAAGAAGUAGGAGCAGAGAAACCAGAUGCAGAGUGUAAAAGCCUGGACUCCACAGACUCUGAAACGAUACCCUCAGGAGCUCUGAAGACAGACCACACAGAAGUUCUUCUCUCUGCUGACUUCACUGGAGCCAUCAAAGUUUUUAUCAAUGUAAAAAAGUACUGAGCACUUCAGGGGCUUUCGCACUGAGGCCUGUCAGUCAGAGGCAAGUCCCGAAGAUGGAGGACAACCUACCAGGAGCCUUCUGAGGUCACCCAACUACCUAAUGGUUAUUGCUCUGAGACAAAGCUGUCUGUAGCUGCUUCAGGAGAACUGGGACCCUAAAAUAUGAGAUGAGGGACUGGGUAGAAGGAAUGUACAAGGUGAGAUUUCCUGUCACGUUUCUAUUUUUUAAUCUUUCAUAUCAAACAAUUGAACGGUUUGGGCAGAUGUGUGUGGUUCCAUCAUCUGUUCAGGUAUGUGUAACUUUACAGCUGUAAGAUCAACACUGACUAUAGUUAGGCUAAUUUAACAGGUUAGGCACCUUAAUAUUCUUUGCCCUCACAUUUCAGUAAAGUUAAGUUCUCCUAACAGAAGCAAGGCUGUGUCUGUCUAAUUUCAGUCAAAUUUUAAUGUCUUCUGUAAAGAUCUGUAACCAUUUGUCUCACGAUCAAGGUGGAUUGAAAUAUCAUUUACAAAUUGUGUCUGUAAAAGCUAGACUGCUUUUCUAAAUCCAGCUUUUAAAGCUUUCCUCUAAAAUAUACUCAACAUUUCAGCCGACAACCUUUAAUUCACUUUACAGGAGAUCUGUAUGCAGUUACUAAUGUUUAUGGCUGCGUAUCUUAAUUUUUUUUUUUCAAAAACAAUACUGGCUCUUAAGUACUUUUGAUACAUUUCUUUGUUCAAUGAAAGCACAUUUCAUUAUAUAAAAUAGAACUGUAAAUUUCCUGUGUAACAUUGCACACUUACUGCUUUUGUAAACAAAAAUGCUCUAUUACUUUCCUCAAUAAAAAUCCAAACAAACUAGGA